UUCGCUGCCUCCAUUCGCUGCACUUGGUGCACGUUCAUCUUCCAAGUUUUUUUGUCAGUUCUUAUUUGCAUUCUGUUGCAACAGAUGGGAAACGGAGCCAAAGCCGCACAAAAACGCGAACGAAAUACUGACAAAAAUGCCUCAAAGGGAUCCAAAAGUCAGAUGAAAACAAACGAGGCCGCGAAGAGUAUAGUCUGUACAAUUUGCAAACAGGCUUUUUUUGUCACUACCCGUCAGCCUGCGCUCGAACAGCACUCGCAAGACAGACACAGCAAGGUACUGGCCGAGUGCUUCCCAGAUUUCAAAGCAUGAUUCCUCCCCCUGUAUCCGCGUUAUUUCGUUUGCUUUUGAUCGGUGUCAGUUGUUGGUAGCUGAGGCUGUGCGAGGUAGAAUAGGUCGAGUUCGUCGUCUCAAAUGAAAUCACAUCCAGUCC
Marasmius oreades (fairy-ring Marasmius) is the source of this 433-nucleotide messenger RNA. RefSeq lists its product as uncharacterized. Bases 85 to 312 code for a protein of 75 amino acids. Lineage: Eukaryota; Fungi; Basidiomycota; Agaricomycetes; Agaricales; Marasmiaceae. The transcript has 4 exons. The record is from RefSeq and is a predicted model, not a curated record.